GAAUGGCAUCAGUUUGUGGUAAAAUGAAACUUCAGCUUACAAUCGGUUUGGCUCUCUUGGCAGCUUGCUGUUUGACCAAUGCCUACCAAGGCGAUGGUCAACCAGGUUGUAAAACGCAGCAGGAAAUUGACAUUGGCGUCUUCCGCGACAACUGGGAUGCCACGUCCUUCUGGAAGUGUGAGACACUCAACGAGCCUGCUAGCAAGAUGCGUUGUCCGGAUGAGAUGGGCUACAUGGAUAGUCUGAAGGACUGCGUUAUCUGGGAUGACUGGAAGUGGGAAAAGCCGGCCCCACCUCUAAGCGAGGUUGACCAGUAAACGAUACACCUUCUUUUACAAAUCUAAACGUGACAUUUAAUUAUUGUCAUUGAAUUGAAUAUAAAAAAUGCGCUAGGCGGCUGUUAAACGCAACAGAGAGACGAAUUAAA
Drosophila innubila is the source of this 427-nucleotide messenger RNA. RefSeq lists its product as uncharacterized. The record is from RefSeq and is a predicted model, not a curated record. The transcript has a single exon. Bases 3 to 317 code for a protein of 104 amino acids. Gene Ontology annotation, molecular function: chitin binding. NCBI's taxonomy places the organism in Eukaryota, Metazoa, Arthropoda, Insecta, Diptera, Drosophilidae.